AUGGACUCAACACACCUGUACACGCUGCUGCUCCUGCUGCUGCACACAGCAGGCGGACAUGAUGAGGGGUGGCAAGUGAAGGUGCCCCCGGAGGUGCGGGCCAUAGAGAACUACCCAGUCGUGUUACCCUGCUCCUUCACGCACCCUCAGCACAGUCAUCACUCCUCCAUGCUGGUGCAGUGGAGGCUGGGCCAUGGCCCUGGGGCCACCAUGCUCUUCCAGUGCACCGUGCACAACGAGAGCCACCACUGCCAGUCUCAUCAGCACCAAGACCAGCGCUACCGGCUGGAGGGUGACCCUCGGCAGCACGACCUGUCACUGAGAAUCAGCAGCACCGCCCUGCAGGACAGCGGACUCUACUACUGUCGAGUGGAGCCGCAAGGCCGUGCGCAUAGCGGCUUUGAAAACAAGAGAGGCUUGCGCCUGCGAGUGGAAGCUCCUCCACAAAUUCUGGGGGUGUGGGUAGAGAGUUCUGGGGAGUCUGGAUACAGAGCGGUGUGCCGUGUCCGGGGCUCCCCGCUUCCAGACGUGCAGUGGAGCAGAACCGAGGAGCGGCUAGAAAGCUCUCGCCUCUCUCCGCUCCCCCAGGAGGCGCAGCAUCACACCAGCAGCCUGCUGGAAGACGUCCUACCUGAGCAGCACUACACGUGCACUGCUUCUAACCCACUUGGUGAAGACCAGGCGACCCUUUAUCUACUGCAUCCCAGUCCUGCUCAGCUCUACCUGGGCCCUCAGCGGGUGCUGGUGCUGCUCUCUCUGUCCCUGGGGGCCAAGGUGAUCCUCUGUCUAUGCUGGGCCACCUGGCUGCUGUUUGAAGGAGGGCUCUCCUGGCUAAACUGCAAGACUCAGUAA
Scleropages formosus (Asian bonytongue) is the source of this 852-nucleotide messenger RNA. Its product is annotated as sialic acid-binding Ig-like lectin 15. The record is from RefSeq and is a predicted model, not a curated record. Lineage: Eukaryota; Metazoa; Chordata; Actinopteri; Osteoglossiformes; Osteoglossidae. The transcript has 3 exons. The coding region runs from base 1 to 852 and encodes 283 amino acids. Gene Ontology annotation, biological process: regulation of actin cytoskeleton organization; regulation of bone resorption; regulation of osteoclast development. Gene Ontology annotation, cellular component: plasma membrane.